This is a messenger RNA of Cylindrotheca closterium, 1464 nucleotides long. NCBI's taxonomy places the organism in Eukaryota, Bacillariophyta, Bacillariophyceae, Bacillariales, Bacillariaceae. The record is from the annotation of a GenBank genome assembly.
AUGCUGACUUUCCCAUCGUUGCUGCUCUCAAUAUGGUUACUUGCCGCAAGUAACACUGGCAGCAGGAAAGCGAGGAGACCCGCCUCUAGGAGGAGUGAUAGCAUAGAAUCAUCAUCAUCAGAUGCUGGCAAUAAGUUGGGGAGACGGCGGUACAAUCGAUCGGGCAGUAAACGUUCACCUACUAGCGGUCCAAAUAAUCAAAGGCAGAAUUCCAAACCAGAUAGUGAUCCCAUCCGGCUUCCUGAGACAACCAGUUCCAAUGGAGUUCGACCCACUUACUUUACAUGUCGACACACCUACGAGGAGAUCCUAAUCAAGGAAAUCCAGGAGACCUUUGGAAAAAACAUACCGCUGUCGUCUCCAGCUCCGGGACUUGUGGAAUGUCUCCAAUCAGAUAUACCGGCCCUCUUUGACCCCGUGUAUGCCCUGCAAAGCCUUCCCGAAUGUGUGGUGGUGUCGGCCGAUUCUAUCAAGGGUCUUUCAGAUGCCAUCCAAGGCGACGAGUUGUUGUUCAGCGAUAUUGUCCAAACACAGCUGAGAGAGGCUCCCAGAGCAAGUUUGGCCAUCCACAGCCUGGUGCCGGGUAUGUUCAAAGGACAGCCUAAUCCGGUAAUGGGGAAUCGAGCGGAGAAGGUGGUAGAAAACUUAUCGAAAUCCUUGAAACAGACUUAUGGAGCCGCCAGGAACCAACGAUCAGACGAUAACGUCGAGUCAGAUACAACAGGAGAAAGAUGGCUGCUACAGGUCCUUUUACUUGCCCCAAAUCUAGCCGCUGCUAGCUUGGUCAAAUGUCAACCCCUGACCACUCAUUAUUGGCCCAAUUGGCAUCUUCCAGCCGGGAUGGCCAAGGUCGACAUUACAGAUCGGACGAUGCCUAGCUCCGCUUAUCGAAAGCUUAUGGAAGCUUUGGAAUGUUUACGGAUAAGACCGCAUCCCUCCACCACAGCCUUUGUGGUUGAUCUGGGUGCAUGUCCUGGCGGAUGGACAUCGGUGCUGCGAUGCAAUUUGGAUUGCAAAGUGUUGGCGAUCGAUCGAAGCGCUUUGGAUCCGGCUCUUAUGAAGGAUCCACAAGUCGAAUUUAUAAAGGGAGACGCCUUUACCUUUGAACCGCCAAACGCUGCUGAAAACACGCCCAAGCAAGAAGUUUGGAUGGUUUCAGAUGUCAUUGCAUAUCCAGAUCGAAUUCUGGAGCUAAUUGGACGCUGGUGUGGCGGAAGAUGGGCGACCCAUUUGGUGGUCACAAUGAAGUUUCAGGGGACAGAACCGUCGUUCGCAGAUCUACAAACAUCUAUUGACUUGGCCAAAAGCCUUGGUUACGGUUGUCGAGCCAAACAUUUCUUCAACAACAAGAAUGAAGUUACCCUUAUGCUCAUCCAAGACAAGGAAGAUGGUUGGGCUUCCUACCCACUCGAGCCGGGAGUUCUGGGCAAGCCCAUGUACAAGCCCUUGUUACCAAGCCGAUAG